Candidula unifasciata is the source of this 338-nucleotide messenger RNA. NCBI's taxonomy places the organism in Eukaryota, Metazoa, Mollusca, Gastropoda, Stylommatophora, Geomitridae. The record is from the annotation of a GenBank genome assembly.
GUUGUGGAGGAUUGUUCCACAGUAACCAAGGAAGUCUCAGCUCUCCCAACCACCCCUCCAGCUAUCCCCACAACACCGAGUGCAGAUGGGACAUUAAUGUUCAGAGCGGCUACAUGGUCAACCUGCACUUUAACCCUCCAUUCGACCUGGAAGCUAGGGACUGUGCCAGAGACCAUGUUGAGGUUUUUGAUGCACUCUCCAAUGGCACUCUGAUCAGCUUGGGUCGUUGGUGUCAUAAUAUCGAACCUCCAGAUCUGAGGUCAACAUCUACCAGAAUGGUCGUUGUGUUUCUGUCUGAUGCAACAACAAAUGGAAAUGGAUUUUCUGCCAGAUGGGAU